Messenger RNA from Python bivittatus (Burmese python), 2593 nucleotides. NCBI's taxonomy places the organism in Eukaryota, Metazoa, Chordata, Lepidosauria, Squamata, Pythonidae. The record is from RefSeq and is a predicted model, not a curated record.
AUGGCUGCGGAGCAGGCGUUUGGGAGGGCCAUGCACACGGGAUUCCCUUCGGCCAGCGAGGACAGUGGACUGGGGUGGUCAGACAGAGAGAUGGACUCCCCCCGCAUCAUUGGUGGCUACGUGAUGGCCCCCCACUCCUCCAAGUACCUGGUGUCUCUCAAGAGGAAAACGGGCUUCCAUUUCUGUGGCGGGGCACUGGUCAGUCGCAGCUGGGUCUUGACCGCUGCCCACUGCAAAACUGGACUGAACCAAAUGCUCGUGGUGGCUGGGGAAUAUUCGCUUUCCACUUUCGAAGGCACGGAGCAGAUCUUCCGGCCUGCCCGCAUGGUGGUGCAUCCUCACUACAGCGCCCCUUCGAAAAAUGCAGACAUCAUGUUGAUUAAGGUGACCCCAAUCCCUCGGGGCCCCCAAAGCUGGCAGGGCCCCAAGGCAAGAGCAGCCGUGUCUCCGCCCAGGGACACAAGCCGGGCCGCUUCCUUGCGCCUCAAUGGCCCCCGGGUCUCUCUGUUGUCUCCCCCCCAGCUGAGCCGGCCGGUGGCCUACAGCCCCUUUGUCUCCAUCGUGCCGGUCCCGCGGCAAGGAGCCAAGGUUCGGGCCGGCCGCCUCUGCCAGGUCUCCGGCUGGGGCUACACCACGCCCGUCGGGGGCAGGACGUCGGACACCCUGCGCAGCGUCUACCUGCCCCUCGUCUCGACGUGCAAGUGCAACAGCUCCGCUUCGUACGCUGGUUACAUCACCAAGAACAUGAUUUGCGCCGGAUUUGGCAGCGGAGGAAAAGACGCCUGCCAGGGGGACUCCGGGGGGCCGCUGGUGUGCGACGGACGCGUGUUCGGCAUCGUUUCCUGGGGACACAGCUGUGCCAGCCCCGGAUAUCCCGGCGUCUACACGGCAGUGGCCAACUUCCAGAAAUGGAUCUACAAGACGAUUUUCAAGAAAUAACGGGUGCUUUCUUUUGCAUGUAUGGUGACUAAAGCUGCUUCCCCUAGGGCGGAAGGGUAAACGACCUCGCAGUGAGCUUCGGGUUUAUUUUUUCCCAUGGGGAAGGCCGAAGAGGCUUUGUUCUCAUUCGGUCUUGAGCCCUUUGGGGUUCGGUCCUACAAACCACAAGGGGAAAUGGGAGGCCUCGCAGAGGAGCUGGAGCCACCCCGACAGAAACUCCUGCCCUCGGCCAGAUGCAGAUCGGCCACCCUUUCCGUGUUUUCUUCUGAAUAAACCCAGGGAGGAUCUUGGCCCCGUCCCGUCCCUCGAGAGCCACGCUGCCAGGGCCUUUUCCCCGCCCCUCUCCCACCCCGCUGCCCAUUGCCUAGUUGGCUCUAGAGCGCCACGUCAGUGAACGGACGAAUUCCUUUCUGUGCUCCCCAGCUUGGAGCUCUACGUCCGGAUUCGGGCACUGCCAAGACUGGCAUCGGCUGUAGGCCUCUGCCCCAGACCUUGAAAGAGGGCAGAGCCCCCCACCCACAAAGGCCAUCCUGGGUCCCUCCUGAUGGGUGUGGAGUGUCAGUAAAAGCAAUGAGAACAAAGGAAGCAACUGAAACUGUGGAAACCAGCUCCAGUGGCAGGAAGGGAAAGACGGAAGGGAGGAAAGGAGGAGGCAUUUCAAAAAGUGAGGGUGCGCCAGUUCAAGAGAGCCAACCUUUUUCCUAAGUCCAAGGCCUCUUCCAAAGGCAGGCUGGCGCCACAGACGGUGCAGCUGUUUUCCUCUGAAAACCCGCCUGUCCCCCUGACUGCUUCUUGGGCAGCAAAGGGAAGGGCGUCCAACAAACCCAAGUAGAGCAUAACGCACGGGGGACCGCCCACCAUUCCGAAAAGAAAGCUGGACCACCGAGAACAGGGUAAUGAAACUCCUUUGGCUUCAUUUUGGGAAGAUUAAGCAGGUUGCGCUUCCUAAAGCUCGGCGGGGAUUCGGCGGAGCAAAAGCCUUAAAAAGGAGUAAUCAAAAUGUCGAAUCAAAGUCCGCUGAAUGGUUGGCCUUGAUCCAGCCACUCCUUGGAUCGAGAGAUGACAUUCCAAGCCAGAACCGUCCCUGAACUUCGGGCAAAAACACAACUAAAACAUGCCCUAAACGAAGGGUCUUGCACGUAAAAGGAGCCACGAAGUUGGCAAAGGGCCCCUUGCUGUCAGGCUAAGAACGUCAGUGUAGAGGCCUUUUCUGGCUGGGCUAUUGGCAACAACCCCAGCUUGGCGACAGCGCCUAGCUGACCUCCAAAAGAUAUACAGUCCUGGCCUGUACUCGGAUGGGAGACCACCAGGAACCGAAGACCAAUUUUAAAAACUUGUUACUUAGGCUUCUAUGCUCUUCCAGUUGUAUGCGUCCGUGAAAAGCUUACACUUCCAGGUACGGUAACAGGGUUACAACAGGAAGCGUAAAACUGAGAAGCGACCCGGAAGGCAGUGAGGACAACCGCCUCCCGUGCGGUUGCAAAGAAAGAAUACGGUUGCGUCCAUCUAGCCAUCAAGAGCCAAGGGAGACUUGAAGGGGUCUUUCCCUCAUCUGCAAUGACGGUCAACCCUUUGACGGUGCAGACAAACCUAGCUUCCCGUUAAGGAACCUGAAUGAGAAUGCUACACAAUCCAAAAAUAACACACAUCUGCC